GUGAGCAACAUCACUUCCUGAGCUACAAGUGGAUGAGACUCCGCUCAUUAUUGUUUUAUCGUCUGUCGCUAACAGUAUCGAUGACCAUAGUGAUCGAUGAAGCGGCUCCAGACACGGUGUCACUAACGACAUAACCGCAGGUACAGCUGCUGUUAACGGGACCUCUCGGUGGUGAUUACACUGGGUCACAUCUUACUCAAAGCUGGAUACUUUUCAAGGGCUUGGUCACAAACAUGCACCCACCAUCUCGACAGGACUAUAUAUCUAUAAGUUUUGGGCAAGGAAGUGGAGGAUACAAUAACGGCAAGCAGUGGAGGAGGCAGUCCUGCUGGAGGAAAUGGAAGCAGCUGUCUCGGCUGCAGCGGAGCCUGAUCCUUGUCCUGCUGUUUAUUUGUGGAAUAGCUUCCUAUCCUGCUGUUACUGAACACCUGAGAGGCCUUACAGAUGGAGAACAAGACUCAGACAAUAACAUUGUCCUGCUGCCUGACAUCCCCAACGUGCUGCCUGAGCCAAUCAAACAGGGCCAACCACCACUGCCAGAGGAAACCUACCCGAAGAAAUUAUCCAAUAAGAGAGGACCGCCUUUCCAGGGACGUAUUCAGAGAAAAGGAAACGCUUCAGAUACUGUGCUGGUGGGCAAAGCUGCUGAGAGGAAGAAGGAAGGAGAGGAGGGGGGAGUCAUCAGCUGGCAUGGGGCAGUGAUCGACACUGAGCAGGCCACAGAAGGCACCAAGGACGGGGAAAAUAAGGAGGAUUCACCUUCCAACCAUAAAGACAAAUCACCAACUGAGUCAGCAGUCAGCUGGCCGGAGGCGGUGCAGGAAGCCUUCAGACAUGCGUGGAAGGGCUAUAAAGACUUUGCUUGGGGCCACGAUGAGCUCCGGCCCCUCUCCAAGUCCUACAGCGAGUGGUUCGGCCUGGGUUUGACGCUUAUUGAUUCCCUGGACACCAUGUGGAUUAUGGGGCUUAAAGAAGAAUUUGAAGAAGCAAAGAAGUGGGUGGCCACAGAGCUCACGUUUAGUAAGAAUGUAGACGUCAACCUGUUUGAAAGCACCAUCCGCAUCCUGGGAGGCCUGCUGAGCACCUACCACCUGACUGGAGACGCUCUGUUCCUGGACAAAGCUAAAGACAUUGGCUCCAGGCUGAUGCCAGCCUUUAACACCCCGUCCAAGAUCCCCUACUCUGAUGUGAACAUUGGGAAAGGCACCGCCCACCCCCCCCGCUGGACCUCCGACAGCACCGUGGCCGAGGUGACCAGCAUCCAGCUGGAGUUCAGAGAGCUCAGCCGCCUCACCCAGGAGCCUCAGUACCAGGCUGCGGUGGCUGAGGUUAUGAAACAGGUCCACAAGCUGGAGGGCAAGCUGGACGGUCUUGUGCCCAUGUUCAUCAACACAAACACCGGGCAGUUCAGCCAUCAGGGAAUCUACACACUAGGAGCCAGAGCAGACAGCUACUAUGAAUACCUGCUGAAGCAGUGGAUCCAGGGAGGCAAGAAGGAGAACCAGCUCUUAGAAGACUAUCUCCAGGCAAUAGACGGUGUCAAGAAGAACCUGUUGCAGAAGUCUUCACCUAACGGCCUCACCUUUGUUGGAGAGCUCUCACAUGGACAGUUCAGCCCGAAAAUGGACCAUCUAGUGUGUUUUCUGCCAGGCACUCUGGCUCUCGGUGCCCACCACGGCCUGCCUGCUGACCACAUGGAGCUGGCCAAGCAGCUGAUGGAGACCUGCUACCAGAUGUACGUCGCCAUGGAGACGGGCCUCAGUCCAGAGAUCGUCCACUUCAACAUGCAUCAGGGCAGCACCCGAGACAUCGAAGUAAAGCUUGCAGACAGGCACAACCUGCUCCGACCAGAGACGGUGGAGAGUCUCUUCUACCUGUACAGGUUCACCAAGGACCACAAGUACCAGGAGUGGGGCUGGGAGAUCCUCCAGAACUUUAACAAAUACACCAAGGUUUCCUCCGGCGGCUACACCUCCAUCAAUAAUGUGCGUGACCCCGACUACCCGAGCCCCCGAGACAAGAUGGAGAGUUUCUUCCUGGGAGAGACCCUGAAAUAUCUCUACCUGCUCUUCUCAGACAACCCCGACCUCAUCAGUCUGGACCAGUAUGUUUUCAACACUGAAGCUCAUCCUCUGCCUAUCUGGCCCUCCAACUCCACUGUGUUACUCACAAGCACACAGUAGUUCAGAACGACAGGUAAAAUUGCACGUAUAAACAAAACAAACAUCUCAGGGUCGACCUAACACCAAGAUAAUUCCUUCGUCUCGAGUCUCUGUUGGUGAGUGUUGUCAUGGCAACAGCCCAGAGAUGGAAAAAAGCCUCCUUUUAACUAAUUGAAUCAAUUCUUUUGCUAUGUGUUGAUAGCCAUGGAAAAAAAAAAUAACAAGCGACUGGUUCAGUUUGUGGCUUGUUUAUUUAUUUAUUUGACUGUUUUUUUUUUUUUUUUCGUGAAUGGAUUUCUAGUAGUGGCAGCGUUCUGGAGGAGCUUCUGUCCAUCCUGACCAGCCAGAACUGUUGAAGAAAAGCCUGAUUGUGACUUGAAUCAAAGAUGUCCUCAUCACAUUUUAAGAUGAUGAGAGGGAGAGUCCUGUUGGACUGAUGUUCCCCUUUUCAACCAAGCCGGUUCCUGCUAGCGGGCUAGCGUUAGCUUACAACCAAGUCCAACAUUAAUAUCUGACGUUCAGUGUUAAUAAGAAUGUAAUCACCGUCCAUAACAAUUAAGGUGAGCAGCACAAAUGUGUUGUACAUGUCGUGUUUGAAUUCAGAGCAACAUUUGUUAGGAGAUGAUGUCGUCUGUUUGAUGCAAGGUUAUUAUAGUUAACGAAAACCAACAAAAUAACGAAAACUAGAAUUGAAAAAACAUUUCCGUUAACUGAAAUAAAAAUAAAAACGAGAGUUUUUAAAAAAACGAUUAACUGAAACUGUAUUUUGUGGUUACAAAACUAACUAAAAUUAUAGUGAAAAUGUCCUUCGUUUUCAUCAACUUUUUUCACAUGUAAACCUUUUUGGCUGAUAUGAAAUCUAUUUUAUCUAUCUGGUUUUAUGACUUAAUAAACUUAUUGGGGCUGAGAUGGAUCAGACAAAGGAAAUAAAGGAAACAUUUAUUGUGACCUUAUUGAAUCUGGCACCCAACAAAUACCCCAUUACAAAACAACUAAAACUAAUAACAAAAAGUAUCAAA
Messenger RNA from Centropristis striata (black sea bass), 3181 nucleotides. Its product is annotated as endoplasmic reticulum mannosyl-oligosaccharide 1,2-alpha-mannosidase-like. The record is from RefSeq and is a predicted model, not a curated record. Gene Ontology annotation, molecular function: mannosyl-oligosaccharide 1,2-alpha-mannosidase activity; calcium ion binding. Gene Ontology annotation, cellular component: membrane; endoplasmic reticulum. Gene Ontology annotation, biological process: carbohydrate metabolic process; N-glycan processing. NCBI's taxonomy places the organism in Eukaryota, Metazoa, Chordata, Actinopteri, Perciformes, Serranidae.